Messenger RNA from Medioppia subpectinata, 2568 nucleotides. The record is from the annotation of a GenBank genome assembly. NCBI's taxonomy places the organism in Eukaryota, Metazoa, Arthropoda, Arachnida, Sarcoptiformes, Oppiidae.
CCAAAAGUGGUUCAAUUGGACGCUGAGAUCGCCUUCAAUGGUCUCACAGACGAAGAGAAACUUUACGCGCAUUACUUGUCGAAGAGCUGUUGGUUUGGAUCCAUUGUCUGCUUGUUUCAGACUUCUCCCGAAUCUCCGCUUAUAUUCACUCUCUUUCGGCGUUUAUUUGCCGAACAAUCGGUCGAAGAGUUGAAGGCUUUAUCCCAAAGUGUGGCUCAAUUUGAUGACAACGAGUGGCGGGCAUUAUUAGUGUAUUUGUCGGCGUUUUUGUCAAAUAUGGGAAAUUAUCGCUCUUUCGGAGACUCGAAAUUCAUUCCCGAUUUGUCCGCCAAUAAAAUGGACGCUUUUGUCCGCAAUUCCGCCGCUUUUCGCAACAAUCAGAAGGAAUUGGAAUUCAUUUGGACUAAUGUUAAGCAAAGAAUGUUUUCUCUCGAGAAAAACGAAUUGAGUCUCGCUUUCGCUCCAGAAGGAACGACGACUUAUUUCUCGAAGAACUGCACGAAAGAAGAUUCAGAAAUCGUCAAAAACUUUAUGCAAACAAUUAACAUGGAUUCAUACAAUUGUCGCGUUUUCAAAGACAACGACAAAUAUGAGAUCAGAUUCGCGUCCAUUUCGUGCAGACUUCUGGGCCUCCUGUCGCUAAUAGAAGCCGGCUGCCAAUUUGCGAGAAAUGAGACCGAGAGUCAAAUGCUUGACCAAUACAUCCGUCACUUCCAAUCGGGAGAUCUUCGCCGCCAUAAAGACGGCUCUCGAUUCUGGAUUCGCGACAAAAAGCCGAUUGUGGAGACGUAUAUCGGAUUCAUUGAGAACUAUAGAGAUCCGGCGGGAAUGCGGGCAGAAUUUGAAGGCAUUCUUGAAGCGCGUGUUUUUGAUCACAAUUUUCAUGUUUUUCUUUCCUUAGGUUUCGUUUCGAUUGUAAACAAAGAAUUGUCGAAAAAAGUUCGAAAAGGAUCGUCGUCUGAAGACCCGGAGGACAGCGAUUAUCUUCGGCCGACGGCAGCGACGGAUCCGAAGUUUGUGUUAACGCGCGGCGAUUAUUCACCGCUUCUGAAGAUUGCGAACAAAUACUUAUUGAAAGCGAAGGAAUUCGCGAGAAAUGAGACCGAGAGUCAAAUGCUUGACCAAUACAUCCGUCACUUCCAAUCGGGAGAUCUUCGGCGCCAUAAAGACGGCUCGCGAUUCUGGAUUCGCGACAAAAAGCCGAUUGUGGAGACGUAUAUUGGAUUCAUUGAGAACUAUAGAGAUCCGGCGGGAAUGCGGGCAGAAUUUGAAGGCAUUCUUGAAUCGCGUGUUUUUGAUCACAAUUUUCACAUUUUUCUUUCCUUAGGUUUCGUUUCGAUUGUAAACAAAGAAUUGUCGAAAAAGUUCGAGUCUUUGGUCUCGAAUGCGCCCUCUUUUCUGCCAUUACUUCCGUGGCCUAAAGAGUUCGAAAAGGAUCGCUUCCUUCAGCCGGACUUCACGUCACUGGAUGUGUUGACGUUCACGGGUUCGGGAAUCCCGGCCGGAAUCAAUAUUCCCAACUAUUCGGAAAUCAGACAAAACGAGGGCUUUAAGAACGUGUCGCUCGGGAAUGUGAUCACCGCCGCCUUCAGUGAUCCCAAACCCAACUUCUUGAGCGCCGACGACGCGAAACUCACCGAGAAGUACAUAAUCGACAGUUUCGAGGUUCAGGUCGGACUCCACGAGCUUUUGGGUCACGGAAGCGGAAAACAGCUCCAAAUAGAAGACGGAAAACCCAACUUUGACGCCGAGAAAACUAUAAACCCGUUGACGGGCGACAAAGUGGACAAGUGGUACAAAAAGGGCGAAUCCUAUGACUCUGUGUUCGCAUCUCUCGGCAGCGCUUACGAAGAAUGUCGCGCCGAAAGCGUCGGUCUUUAUCUGAGUCUCGAAUCCGAAGUUUUAAAAAUCUUUGGCUUUUCGGGAGCCGACGCCGAUCACGUGGUUUACGUCAAUUGGCUUUCAAUGGUUCAAAAGGGAAUCUUGAGUCUCGCGAUGUAUAACACCACUGUUGGGAAGUGGGGUCAGGCCCACAGUCGCGCCCGUUAUGUCAUAACACGCGUGCUUCUGGAAGCGUCUCCGGACUUGGUUUCCAUUGAAUUGGUCGAGAAGUCUCCCGAAGACGGAAAUCGCGAUCUUUCCAUUCGUUUGAAUCGAGAACUGAUCGCUUCGGUGGGAAAGAAAGCGAUCGGAGACUUUCUGCUCAAACUUCAAGUGUAUAAGUCUUUGGGAGACAUUGAAUCCGCUGAACGCAUGUUCGACGCCUACAGUCGAGUGUCCAACGACUUGGAGCACCCGUUCCUCACGUACAGGGAAGUAGUGUUGGAGCGCAAGAAACCGCGCAAAGUCUACAUCCAGUCGUCGACCGAUCUGUCGGAGGGCAAAGUGGUGGCCAAGAAGUACGCGUCCACUCACGAGGCACUCGUCCAGUCGUUCGCCGAUCACUUGCGCGACAAUGAGUUUGAUUUGAACGCAAUUGUUUUGGAUUUGUGGCGCAAAGACUUUAAACACUUUUAUUAACGAUUUUAUACGUUAACUUUCCCUUUUGAACCAUUGAAAGCCAAUUGA